Molecule: messenger RNA, 2493 nt
Organism: Plasmodium adleri (nom. inval.)
Lineage: Eukaryota; Apicomplexa; Aconoidasida; Haemosporida; Plasmodiidae
Product: glutamic acid-rich protein
Exons: 2
Coding region: 1-2493 (830 amino acids)
Source: RefSeq, a predicted model, not a curated record
AUGAAUGUGCUAUUCCUUUCUUAUAAUAUUUGUAUUCUUUUUUUAUUUGUAUGCACAUUAAAAUUUUCUACUAAGUGCUUUUCUAAUGAUUUAUUGAAAAAUCAAAAUAUCGUAAACAAAACUUUUAAUUUAAUAUCUCGAAGAUUAUUAGACGAAACCGAAUUAGAAAAAAAUAAAAAUGACAAUUCAACUUCUGAAAGGAUAGUAAAAAGUGAAAAAGAUAAAAAGGAUUAUGCACAUGGAACUAGCAAUGAUAACAGUAAGAAUUUUUAUGAAAAUAAUAAAUUUUUUCUUUCAUCUGAUCAAUUAAACAUUACUGAUGUUAAUGAUAAAGAUAAUGAAAACUCUGCAAGUGUAACAAAUAAUAAUUUAAAUAAAAAAAAAAAUAAAAAUCAUAAAAAUGAUAAAAAUAGUAAAAAUCAUAAAAAUGAUAAAAAUAGUAAAAAUAAUAAAAAUAAUAAAAAUAAUAAAUAUGAUAAAAACAAUAAAAAUGAUAAAAACAAUAAAAAUGAUAAAAAAAAGAAAAAAGGAAAGAAAAAAAAACAAAACAAUGAAGUGAUGUCCUUAUAUAAAACAGGUCAACAUAAACCAAAAAAUGCAAGAGACAAUGAUGAACAAAAUAUAUAUGAAAAAUUUAUAAAUGAAUUAACUAAUAAUUUAGAAAGUACUCUCCUUUUAUCAAGUUUAUAUCCAUAUAGUGAACAGGGAGGGUGUGGAAUUAUAUCUACCGUGCAUGAUGUCUUUUAUGAUAUAAAAGAAAAUGAUUACGAAAAUAAGGAUGAAGAAAAUAAAGAUGUAGACAAAAAAUAUGAACAGAAACAAGAAGAAACAUUGAAAGCCCUUGAUAAAAAAGAACGUAGACAAAAAGAAAAGGAAAUGAAAGAACAACAAAAAAAAGAAAAAGAAAGAAAAAAGAAAGAAGACAAGGAAAAAAAAAAACAAGAAAAAGAAAAAAAAGAACGAGAAAAGAAAGAGCGUAAACAAAAAGAAAAGGAAAUGAAAGAACACCAAAAAAAACAAAAAGAAAGAAAAAAAAAAGAAGGCAAAGAAAAAAAAAAAUUAGAAAAAGAAAGAAAAAUGAAAGAAGUCACAGAAAAGAAAAAACAAAAAAAACAAGCAAAACAAGCAAAACAAACAAAACAAACAAAACAAAUAAAACAAAUAAAACAAAUAAAACAAAAUGAAGAAAAAAUCCAACAACAACAACAGCAAACAAGUGAAGAAACGAACAAUGAAAUUAUGUUACCAGUACCCAUCCCAUUGACAGACGUAAGUAUACUACAAGAACAUAAAACAGAAGAAAAGAAAGAGGAAGUAAAACAUAAAAAAGAUACAAAAGAAAAAGCAGAAACACACAUAUUUAAAAACUUUAUAGGAACUGAACAUGAAGAUAAUAUACAAAUAAUAACCUUAGAAGAUAAAAAAACAUGUGAACAACAACACAUAACAGUAAAAAAUAAACCAUUAUAUCAAUUACAACAAAAAAUUAUACAACUUAAAUCAACAGAUGCAGAACAACAUAAACCAGCAGAUGCAUCACAACAAUUAACCUUAACAGAUAAAAAAGAUGUUAAAGAAAAACACUUAUCUAUGCAAGAACAAUUAAUAGGUAACAUAGGAAAGGUAAAUGUAGGACCGAAAAAGAAUGAUAAGAUUAAAAAUAUUACUAAGAAACAUGAAAAGAAAGUUCAAAAACACACACAUGUUGAUAAGAAGAAAGAAGAAACAGAAGAACACAAACAUGAUGAUAAGAAGAAAGAAGAAACAGAAGAACACAAACAUGUUGAUAAGAAGAAAGAACAAACAGAAGAACACAAACAUGAUGAUAAGAAGAAAGAACAAACAGAAGAACACAAACAUGAUGAUAAGAAGAAAGAACAAACAGAAGAACAGAAAUAUGAUGAUAAGAAGAAAGAAGAAACAGAAGAACACAAACAUGAUGAUAAGAAGAAAGAACAAACAGAAGAACACAAACAUGAUGAUAAGAAAGAGGACAAAAAAGAAGAAUCUGAAGAAGAUUCAGAUGAAGAAUCAGAAGAAGAAUCAGAGGAAGGAUCAGAAGAAGGAUCAGAAGAGGAAUCAGAAGAGGAAUCAGAAGAGGAAUCAGAAGAAGAAUCAGAGGAAGAAUCAGAAGAGGAAUCAGAAGGUGAAGACGAUGAUGAAGAUGAAGAAGAUGAAGAUGAAGAAGAUGAAGAAGAUGAAGAUGAAGAAGAUGACGAUGAAGAAGAUGACGAUGAAGAAGAUGACGAUGAAGAUGAUGAAGAUGAAGACGAUGAAGAAGAUGAAGAAGAUGAAGACGAUGAAGACGGUGAAGAAGACGAUGAUGAUGAAGACGAUGAAGAUGAAAACGAUGAUGAUGAAGACGAUGAUGAAGAAGACGAUGAAGAAGAUGAAGACGAAGAAGAUGAAGACGAAGAUGAAGAAGACGAAGAUGAAGAAGACGAUGAAGAAUCAGAAAAAAAUAAAAAAACAAAUUUGAGAAAAAAUGCCUAA